Molecule: messenger RNA, 1515 nt
Organism: Lolium rigidum
Lineage: Eukaryota; Viridiplantae; Streptophyta; Magnoliopsida; Poales; Poaceae
Product: WD repeat-containing protein 53
Exons: 11
Coding region: 1-1161 (386 amino acids)
Molecular function (GO): protein binding
Source: RefSeq, a predicted model, not a curated record
AUGUCCGACACAGAACCGGCGGCGGCGGCGAAGGCACCGACGGAGCGGAAGCCCCGGCGGCUGCGCGGGCACAAGAAGGGCGCCGUCACCUGCUGCGUCGCUUCCUCCGCCCGCCCGGGCGUCGUCGCCUCUUCCGGCGAGGAUGGAUGUCUGUGCUGGUUUGAUUUGCGCACCAAAGAUGUUAUUUUGACCAUUGAGGCGGCGAAUAAACCUAUUUCGUCUAUCUGUUUUAAAGCAGGGAAUGAAGAUUUUAUAUAUGCAUCUGCUGGAAAUGAAAUUCUGGCCUUUGAUGUUCGUAUGGGUUCUCAAUCAAAGCCACUUGAGACAUAUAACUACAAUAGAGAUGAAAUCAACCAGAUUGCUGUCAGCUCUAAAGGCUUUCUUGCCGCUGCAGAUGACAGCGGGGAUGUUAAGAUUGUCAACACGACUCAAAAAUGCUUGUACAAAAGAUUGAGGGAAGCCCACACAAGUAUUUGCAGUACUGUACAAUUCAUUCCUUGGAGACCUUGGACAGUAAUUACUGGUGGCCUUGACUCAAAGCUUGCUGUAUGGGAUUUCUCCAAAGGGCGAACACUAUUUUCUAUUGAUUAUGGAUCACCUGAAUUGCAAAAUGGCAGUUCUUCUGGUAGUGCAGGUCAAUGUUUCAACCCUGCUUUCGUUCACUCAGUAGCAGUUUCUGAAGAGGGCAUUUUAGGAGGGUUGUACAAAGUUUGUGCUGCUGCAAGGGGGGACGGUGCUGUUGACGUAAUUGAUCUAGAAUAUGAACUGGCCCCUGCAAAAUCAAAAGGUCCUUCUCGGGCAGGGGCCUCGACCAUGAGCUCAAAAAGAACCGAUCUUGGAGAUGGAAGCAGUAACCAAAGUCAAGGGAAAAGGAUCCAUAUUGAUUACACAAUGGGUGGACAUACUGCAGCAGUGUCAUGUGUAGCAUUUUCAGCAUUUGGUGAGAAGGGAAAGUUCCUUGUUUCGGGUGGUAAUGAUGCAUCAGUGAAACUAUGGGAUUGGUCCAAAGGAUUUUCUUCUGAAACAAACAGCACUAGUGAAUUGCUGUUGGAUAUUGAUGUGAAGAAAAAGGUAAAUUGGUUGUGUACUGCUCCAACUGAUUCAGAUAACCUGAUUGUGUGCGACACAUCCAAAGUGGUCAAAGUGUAUAAUUUCCCGUAGUUGGAGAAAUGUGUGGCAUCAUUCUACAAACAGUUUCCUGACCGGGUAACACAAUAUGUUCCCUGGUCAUCAGUGCCAUGUUGGUGGCUCUGUAGAUGGAGAAAUGUGUGGCAUCAUUCUACAAAAGGUUUCCUGAUCGAGAAACACAAUAUGUUCCCUGGUCAUCAGUGCCAUGUUAACGGCCUUAGCUCCUGCCUCUUCAUAUGGAUCGAAGCCAGCGACAGCUAGACUUGUGAAAUGACAGCUCAAAUAGCGGGUUCUCCUUUUGGGACAACAUGUAUGGGACUUAGGGGCUCUGCUGACAUUAUUAUAUUUUGUAACAAUACCAAAUUUAUGUUGUAGUAGACUUAUGUG